AUGCCCAUCGUGUUGGCAUACGGGCAUUGGCGACAAUCGCCGCGAGUGCUAACGAUGAGACCCGACAGUAUAACACCACCGUUUGCCGAGGAUAUUCGAUGGUUGUUCACAAUAUCAGUACAGUUAGGAACUCCAUAUUUUGUUAGCUUCCUCGAUGCUGUUGCAAAAGCUGUAUCUUCACCAUUCUUGCUUUUCCAAUUUGCUAUGGAAGCAAACACCCGUCUUCCACCUUAUCCUCAGCAGUACUCUAUGCCACCUAUCAACCGCUCGAUGCCGCCUCCUCAGCCAAGUCAUUCGAGCAAAGCCUUUGCUCAUGUCGCCGGAAGGGCGCGAGCAGUAAUGCUCCAAACAUAUGCUCAUCCAUCCACAGCUGAAUUGUACGAACGAUGUAUUGAACAGUUUUACGCGGCUGCUGGUGUGAAGCUCAGUCACAAUCGAUUUAAUAGUAGUGAUAUGGAGGACGCCCAUCAAUUAUUGGUCGCAGCAAUCGCCGCGUUUAUGCGCAUACCACACGCACCAACUGCACAUACUUUGUUGGAAGACUUCUACCGGCAUGUGAAAAAGCAGAAAGCAUGGAAGAAAGACGUUCAGCACCGUCUUGGCUCUUUACUACACGAAGCAUUGAAUCAACAACGGUAA
Haemonchus placei is the source of this 639-nucleotide messenger RNA. The record is from the annotation of a GenBank genome assembly. NCBI's taxonomy places the organism in Eukaryota, Metazoa, Nematoda, Chromadorea, Rhabditida, Trichostrongylidae.